CCGCAGGCACCAGGGCCUGACGUCAUCGGGCUGCCGCCCCUUUAUCCGGGUCUCCAGGGCCUGCUUUUCAGGUGACGCCGCCAUUCUAGGAACUUCUAUGAUGUCAUCAAAUUUGGAUUUCUCGUUAUGACGUCGCAGCGCUCGCAGUUCGUCAGUGUGGUUUUCUACCCCGGCUCCUCCCUUCGCUCCCACCAGGGCUCCGGGCUUUGCGAUGAAGCGGGGGUACGAUCCUAAGCCAGCCCUUGGUGGAGCAGAACGUCCCCUGUUUCCAGCGUAUCCCAAGGGACGACCUGGACGGCUCCAACGCCACCUCCUGAGCGGCGAGUUUGACCAGCUGCGGGACUUCCCUAUCUUUGAGAGCAACUUCAUGCAGGUGACCCGGUUUGGAGAAGUUGCCAACAAGGUCACCAUGGGGGUGGCAGCCUCAAGUCCAGCCCUGGAACUCCCAGAUCUCUUGCUGUUGGCUGGCCCUGCCAAGGAGAAUGGACGCCUGCAACUCCUCGGGCUCUUUCCCUUGCAGUUCGUUCAGCUGUUCGUCCACGAUGAAUGCCGCCGGCAGCUCAAGGUCAAGUUCAGCACUGGCCGUGUCUUCUACCUGCAGCUGCGGGCCCCGCCGGAGACCCGCGACCGUGAGUUCGGCCAGUGGGUGCGGCUGCUCUACCGCCUGCAUUUCCACUCGGCUGAGGGAGCUGUGCCCUUCACACAGGAGUACGCGCUGGAGGACGACGACGACGACGACGACGACGACGACGACGACGACGACGAGUCGCGGAUGGGCGGGGCGCCUGGGUGUGAGAGUCCAGGUGACCCACCCUCUCCUGGUCCUUCGGGGUGUCUGAGUAGAAGACAGCAGGGUGGGGCCGCAGGACCUGCCACUCCUAGCUAGGUGGUCUAGCUUGCUAAUGGGUCCAGCGGGAGGGAUGCCUGCACCUGAAGAGCUGGGCUCCCACGCCAGAUGACCACUCCCAGAAAGGCUGGGACAGGCGAGGAGCAGCCCUCCCAGACCCUGAGGGUGCUGCACCGGGCUCCCCUGCCUCCCCCACCGCCACCGCCCAGAGGCCCACCCCACCCCACCCCCCCCAGAC
This is a messenger RNA of Marmota monax (woodchuck), 1085 nucleotides long. It is a transcript of the gene Garin5a, whose product is annotated as golgi associated RAB2 interactor 5A. Lineage: Eukaryota; Metazoa; Chordata; Mammalia; Rodentia; Sciuridae. The coding region runs from base 212 to 886 and encodes 224 amino acids. The record is from RefSeq and is a predicted model, not a curated record. Gene Ontology annotation, cellular component: nucleus. The transcript has 4 exons.